ACGGUGUCAAAUAUUUAGGGAAUGAGGGAGUACUAUUUACUCAAUCAGAUUGUUUGCAGGUGGUGGAGACGAUGCAAGAUGGAGGUUUUUAAGCAACUACGGCAGCGGCAAUUUUAUAUGAAUGCCAGAUUUUGAUAUAUGAUUUUGUUAAAGUCUCUGUUGAGCAUUGUAAUAGGGAAGCAAAUUGUGUGGCACAUGUUGUAGGCUUGUAGCUAAUUAUACUUUUAAGUUUAAGAAUUCUUAUAAUUGGAUUGAUGAGACUCCAAUUUUCUAGCUGAACAUUAUAGUGAACGAUGUAAUUAUGUUUGCAGAUUAAUAAAGCGUGCCAAAUUGCUUAAAAAAAACACUAGUAAAAGCUUCUAGACCUGAACGGGGCUUGUUUUUAAAAAUAAUAUUCAAGAAAUAAAAAACAAAAACAAUUUGACUCAGAUAUUUACUUCAGAAAAUCACGCGUUUGCACUUUUAUACCAGUGCGACUAGUUUCAAACUUCGAAUUCCACCUACUCCCCAAAGUCUCGCCAGUCGCCUCGCCACCCGAACGUUGGCAGCCACGCAGCACCAGCGGCCUCCUCGCUCUCCUCGCCGACCACACCGCAAACACCUGGCGAGCGCCACCACCUAGACGCCGCUGCCGCCGCCGCCUCCCACACUUGGCGGCCAUGUCGCGGCGCAGGGCGGCCGCUGUGGCGGCGGCGGCGCGGGAGGAGGAGGAGGCGUCGCCCGCUCAGCGUCUCGUGGAGGCUGCCCUACGGGGGGACGUGGUGACCAUGGAGGCGUGCCUGGCGGCCGCCGCCGCCGCUGCCGCAGCGGACGACGACACGGACGAUGGCGUGCCCGCGGCGAGCCGCGUCGGGGUGGCGCGCCUGCGGGUGAGGUGCGCUGAGGUGGCCCUCCGCGAGGAGGCGGCCGGGGAGGUGAUCGUGGAGUCCCGCGAGCUCAAGACCGACGUCUCGCCGCUCUUCGCCGCCGCGCACGCCGGUCAUGCCGAAGUUGUUCGCACCCUCCUGGUUGCUGGAGCUGAUGUUAAUCAAAAGUUAUUUCUAGGCUAUGCAACAACAGCUGCCGCACGUGAAGGAAACAUCCAUAUUCUAGAGAUGCUUCUGCAGGCUGGAGUCACUCGGGAAGCUUGUGAAGAUUCCCUAUCAGAGGCUGCUCUUUUUGCUGAGGCUGAAGCCGUUCGGCUAUUAGUCUGUUCAGAGAUGAUACAGCCUGAAGCUGCAGCACAUGCUUUGGUGACUGCUUCUUCAAGAGGCUUUGAUGAUGUUGUGGUCAUACUACUGCAGAAUGGGGUUGACGUUAAUUCCAUGGCUAGGGUCCUCUUGAGGUCUGUUAAGCCUGCACUACAUGCUAAUGUGAAUUGCACUCCACUGGUGGCAGCAGUAAUGAGCCGGCAAAUUUCAACUGUGAAACUCUUGAUUGAGGAAGGCUCUUACUUGGACUGUCUUGUGCAAGUUGGUUCUUGGUGUUGGGACUCUGCAACGGGUGAAGAACUUCGUGUUGGUGCAUGCCUUGGGGAAAAAUACAACGCCAUUUGGUGUGCAGUAGAGUACUACGAAUGCAGUGGUGAAAUCCUCAAAUUGCUGCUCGAUAAAGCACCAUGGUUGCUGGAAACCCCACGCAAGGGUCGAAAUCUUCUUUGCCAUGCCAUACUCUGUCAGAACCCGAAUGCAGUAAGCGUGCUUCUAAAUGCUGGUGCCAAUCCCAGAUUUCCCAUAAUGAUGACAAACGGCACACACGUCUCCUACCCAAUACAUUUUGCUGCAAGGUUGGGUCAUGCGCCCGUACUGAAACAACUCAUGUUGGAUGGGGCUAAUAUCAAUGCGCAGACUUCUACUGGGGACACUCCUCUGAUGGUCUCUGCGAGGUGUGGACACUCCGAUUGCUUUCUUGAACUGAUCAAAUCAGGGGCAGACCUUGGGAUAGUGAACAAUGCAGGUGACACAGCAAUAAUGCUUGCUAAGAAAAGCUCAUUUAGCUCAACCAUCAUCGACAUUCUUUCCAGAGCAUUGAGUUGCGGAGGCUGCAUCACUUCAUCGGAUAUCACCGUCUUCUCUCCGCUGCACUUCUUCGCUGCAAGUGACAGUGCAGAAGCUCUUCUAAUGACGCUACACUACUCAGCAGCAGAUCUGAACAGGCCUGAUGGUUCAGGGCUCACUCCUGUUAUGGUUGCUGCAGAGUCAGGCCAUGCUGACAUUUUCAGGCUUCUAGUGAUGGCGGGGGCAGAUAUCGCUGCCACGAGUGCCGAAGGGAAAUCCGCGAUGUCGAUCAUCCGAAGCAGAGCUCCUGAAACCAGAGAUCGGUUCGAACAGAUCUUACUCCAGGCUUCGCUCGCGGAUGCGAUCGCAGGCCAGCAGCCAUCUUUCAGACCCCUGCACUACGCGGCCCGGAUCGGCGACACCUCCUCCCUGACGCAGCUCCUGAAGAUGGGCCACGAUCCCAACGCGAUGGACGAGGAUGGCUACACGCCGCUGAUGCACGCGGCCGCCGCAGGCAAGCUGGAGGCGUGCAGGGCGCUGGUGUCGCGCGGCGGCGCCGCCGACGCGGGGAGCGAGACGGCGCUGUCGGUGGCGAGGAGGAGCGGCAGGUCGAACAAGGCGACGGAGGAGUGGCUGCUGGACCACGUGGCGCGCGCCCACGUGCUCGCCGGGGAGGAGCUGACGAAGCACACGCGCGGGGGCCGGGGUCCGCCGCACCGCAAGGCGGUGCGGAUGAUGCGGUCCGGCGUGCUGACGUGGGGGGCGACCCGCCGGAGGAACGUGGCCUGCAGGGAGGCCCGGGCGGGGCCCAGCGCGGCGUUCAGGAGGAACAGGAGGAUCAUCAGGACGGGCAGCGAGGAGCAGCUGAUCCUAAUGGUGGAGACGGUGACCGGGAGGGAGAUCCACUUCGAGGCCACCUCCGCGUCCAGCGUCGAGCUAUGGGUCAGAGGCAUCAAUCUCAUCGUGCAAGACUGCGCGUGGUCAAGGCCGGAUGAAGCUGAGCAAGCAUAGUCAUAUCACUCGUAUCCAUAAUGGAGGAGACUGCCCACUGUCUGCAAGACGCCUUGCAAUUAUUUCAUAUUGUAAGUAUGCAUUUUGCUCUCUAAGUUAAUAUGUUUACUAUCUUGUUUAGCGCUUGUAAAUUAACUAUUUAUUAGCUGUUUGUACAAAGGACGUAUUUAUAAUGCCCCCCUUGGCGUGUUUUGAGUCCAGAGGUUCAGGUUUGAGGUGGGGAGCCUUGAAAUGAGAAUGGCUUUUUUUUUUUUUUACAUGUAAUGACCUUAAAUUAUAUUUGUGAAUGUAUAUACACGUUAUUUUUUC
This is a messenger RNA of Oryza sativa Japonica Group (Japanese rice), 3296 nucleotides long. RefSeq lists its product as uncharacterized. Lineage: Eukaryota; Viridiplantae; Streptophyta; Magnoliopsida; Poales; Poaceae. The record is from RefSeq and is a predicted model, not a curated record. Gene Ontology annotation, molecular function: protein binding.